AUGUCAGGGAAUCCCAGCAUUAUUCCAAGCUUAAUGUCAAUUAGCACUGCAAAUGGAGUGUCUACCAAGGAACUCGGUUAUACAGAUCAUGAUGAGUUACCUUGGGGUAUUGAAGAAACAAAAAAAAAGAGUCAAAAUGGUUGCUUUCUAUGCAAAUUAUGUAAUGGUAGAACAAUUGGAAGAAUUUUAAAUAUUAAUACUCAUGUUAAUGGCUUGAAACACUUGAGAAAUUUGAAAGAUUUUUUGAUUGAUAAACAAAACAAGCUGGAAAUGCAAAUACAACAAAAAGCUGAACAUAAAAAGGAGAGUAUUAAUAAACAUAAUUUAAAUUCUAAUCCAAAGUUGAUGUCAUUAAAUAGCACAUCUAGCAAAUCUAAUUGUGGACUGAAUAAUAAACCAAAUAUUGUUAAAAAUACACCAUUAAAUACCUCGAAAUUAAGUCAAACACAAGAUGAAAGUAAAUUAUCAUGUUCAUCAUCAUCAUCAUCAUCAUCAUUUGAUAUUAAAAAGUCUGAUGUACCAGGUCAACAAAAUAAUUAUACAGAAGGAACAAAAGUCAAUAUUGAUAAUAAAAAUAAUAAAGAUGUUGAAAUGGUUACAGUUGAUAAAAAGAAACCAUUGAUCAAUAAAUCUCUAGGUCCUGUAAAUUUUCCUAAAUGGGAAUCAAUUAAACAAGAAGAUAUUGAUAAGCACUAUGAUGAUUUUGAAGAUUUUCUUAAUAAGUUAAAGUCAAGUUCAAAUGAUAGUAUUAAUAUUGAUGUUAAAAGUGAAUUUGAGCAAAAAGACAAGAAGCAUUUACCGAGUGAAAAACAUAAAAAUAAUAUUGCUGCUAUGGAUAAAAAAUCAGCUGAUAAUAAUUCAAUUAAUAUUGCAACAAAUCAGAUAAAUUCUAUUGUUAAUAAUAAAGAAAAAAUGACUGAGGCUGAUUCAACAGAAACAAUAGACGAUAAUAAAUCUAAAGAAAUAUUAUCAAAUGAAAUAGAAAUGCUUAGUCAAAAUCGUUAUCAAUGUAAAAUUUGUUUUUGUCAUUUGGGUGAUCCGAAGACUGUUUCAGAACAUUUAAAAGGCCAACGAUUGGAUGGUUUAAAAAGUGUUGCACAACACUUGAGAGGAGAACGUCAUGCUGCUGAAAAAAAGAUUAUUGCAUCAAAAAAUAAAGAAAAUGAACAACAUAAAAAUACAGCUUCAGCACUACGUCAUCAAUAUGAUUUUCCAAAUGCAAUUACUGAAAUAAAUUCAUCAUUUUCAUCUCUUAAUAUAACACCAUUAGAAAUGAAUAAUACUGCUCAAAAUUACAGCAAAACUAAUGAAUUACGUUUUAAAAAAUUUGAAGAUCCACGUAAAGCUAUGAUGAAUGCUGAAGACUGUGAAAUAUGUCAUAUUAAAGUACCAGGAGGAGUAAAAGGUUUAAGUGAACAUCGUUUAACUAAUGAACAUAUUGAUAAUAUGAAUAAAGUUUUUGGUUUUAUGGAUUCAUCAAUAAAACCAGCUUGGUCUGUUCCAACAACAAAUACAAUGGAAUUUAAUAUUUCAACAGGUUUGAAUUUAAAUAAUGCAGCUUGGCCAACAGUUAUUGAUGCAGCUAAAUCAAGAGGUACUGUAAAUAUUUCAAAAUUAGUAUCAAGUGAUAAAAUUGCAGAACCAGAAGCAAAACAUUCUUGUCAUAUUUGUGAAAAAAAAACAGUAACACGAAAUGAUCUUCAUACACACAUGAGUUAUAAUAUUAUUUACAAUGGACCAAGUAAAAAUUUGAAUAUUUAUGAAAUUGAUAAUGAUAAAAUUGAAAAUAUUAAAAAAGGAAUUACUCUGUCAAUGACUCUUGAUGAAAAUAAUAUUUGGUGUUUUAUUUGUAAUGAAAAAGUAAAAAAUUCACUUCAAACAUUUAAUGAACAUAUUUGUUCACGUUUACAUGAACGUAAUUAUGAACAAUUAAUGGAGCAACAUGAACAAUAUGAAACAUUUAAUGAUCAGUUGAGUAAUUUUGAUUUGGCUAUUCAAUAUAUUUAUGAAAUAUCAAAUUCAACAGUACAAUGUUUGCCAUGUGAUAUAAUGAUAAUGAAUAAAAGUGAAAUGAUUAAAAAUCAUAUUGAUACAAAAAAUCAUCAAGAUAAAACUAAUACUUAUGAUAAAAAUAAGAAUAAUAUAUAUAAAAGUAUUCAUUCUAUGAGUAAUCCUUAUUUUUAUAAUUGUCAAGUAUAUUGGUGUGUAAUAUGUGGUGCAAAAUUUCAUAAUGAAAUUGAAUUUCGUGAACAUCUUGAUAAAAAGAAACAUCGUAAAAAAGUUGAAGAAUAUUCGCACAAAUUAAUAUUUGAUUAUUGUCCAACUUGUGCUGUAUUGUGGUAUGGAUUUCCUCAAACAUUUUCAUAUCAUUGUGAAGGAAAAAUGCACAAAUAUCACAAAAAAGAUAAACAUUUUUUCAUCAAUGAAUUACCAAGUGUUAUUAUUAAUGACAUGCUUGUAAAUCCAGAUUAUUAUGCAGAUAAAUUAGUUAGUUUAAUUGAUAAUUUUGCUGAAAAUGAGCGUAAAAAAGAGAAGCUAGUAUUAAAAGAUUUAACAAAUACAAUUAAAAAUAAAUAUCCACAAGCACAACAUUAUAUUUUUGGAUCACGUUUAAUUGGAUUGGCAUUUGAAAAUUCUGAUAUUGAUAUUUAUUUAGAUUGUAAACAUAAAAAAAAGAGUUCAUAUUUUGGUUCAAGUAGUAUUGAAGUCAAUGAAGUGAUAAAAGAAGUUGAAAAAUGUUUAAUUGAUAAAAAAAAUGACUGGCUUAUUAAAAGAGUAAUUUUAAAUGCAAGAAUACCAAUUAUUAAACUUGUUCAUCGUACGACAUUAAUUGAUUGUGAUAUUUCAUUUAAUAAUGGUCUUGCUGUUGAAAAUUCAAAUUUAAUUAAAAUAUAUUGCGAUAAAAAUUCAAAUUGUCGUAAACUUAUUUUAUUUAUAAAAAAAUGGUUUAAUUAUUGUGAUCUUACACGUAUUUCAAGUAAUGCAAUAGCUUGGUUAGUUAUUUAUUAUCUUCAAGUACAAUCAAUAUUACCAGCAGUCAUUGAGUUAAUUGAAAAAAAAACUGAAAAACGUACAGUUGCUGGUUGGGAAGUUGGUGUUGGAACUGAUAUAUUUACUUUUACUGAAGUCAAAGAUUUUAAAAAAUUAUUAAAAAAUUUUUUUUUAUUCUAUGCAUCAUUUGAUUAUAAAGAUGAUAUUAUUUGUCCAUUGCUGGGCAAGGCUGUGAAAAAAAGUUUAUUUUUAAAGCCACGUGAAUUACCAGCUUCAAUGAAACAUUAUGUUCGUCAAUUAGAACAUGGCCAUAUGCUUGAAGUUGAUUGUGUAAUGUGUAUUCAGGAUCCAUUUGAUCUUGGACACAAUAUUACUGAUUCUGUUGAUAAAUUUAAUGUCUAUCGUUUUAUGACUUUUUGUAUUAGCAGUGCUAAAAUACUUGAAUAAUAAUCUACGUUAA
This is a messenger RNA of Aphidius gifuensis, 3451 nucleotides long. RefSeq lists its product as uncharacterized. Gene Ontology annotation, biological process: mRNA 3'-end processing; mitochondrial mRNA polyadenylation. The coding region runs from base 1 to 3438 and encodes 1145 amino acids. Lineage: Eukaryota; Metazoa; Arthropoda; Insecta; Hymenoptera; Braconidae. The record is from RefSeq and is a predicted model, not a curated record. Gene Ontology annotation, molecular function: poly(A) RNA polymerase activity; zinc ion binding; nucleic acid binding. The transcript has 6 exons.